AAAUUACUUUUAAAAAGCAGAAUCAGGAGAAACAAAUGAAAGCGAAUAGAUCUAAAUCUAGAGACAUCAUGAUAGUCUAACUAGUCUAAGACUAAACUAAACUUAAAUUAUUCUCAUAUGGACCUAAGUCUACAGAUCUAGACUAGACAGUAAAAAAAUGUACUGUAUGUAGACUGCACAGCACUUAUUCAAUACUGAUGUUUGGUUAGUAUCUCAGAUGGCUAAGAACAGUAAUGGUCAACAAAAGGUAGAACAUCCCAGAACAUCAAAGUUGAUGAACCUUGAACACACAGAAAAUCAAGACAAUCCUGUAACAGGGGUAAAAUUAAGUUACUGGUCAUCCAGUGUUGUUGUUUUCCUGGUUGCAGUCCUGUGCUUUAUAAAUAGCUAUGAUGGUGAUUUUGUCUUUGAUGAUUCAGAAGCCAUUGAAAACAAUAAAGACUUGCUACCAAGCACACCAUUGUGGAAUCUCAUGCAGAAUGACUUCUGGGGUAGAAAACUUGGAAAUUUGAGUCACAAGUCUUAUAGACCUUUGACUGUACUCACAUUCAGAUGGAAUUACUGGGCAGCAGGUGGACUCUACCCUCUAGGCUUCCAUGUUAUCAACAUACUGCUUCACGGAAUGGUCUGUGCUGCUCUCCUGCCUGUGUUCAGCAUCAUUAUCUCAGCUGAUGGUACCUGUAGGUUCCAGAGAUUAGCCUUGGUCUGCUCCUUGUUGUUUGCUGUCCACCCAGUGCACACUGAGAGUGUAGCUGGUGUUGUUGGUCGAGCGGAUCUAUUGUGUGCCUUAUUCUUUAUUUUGUCUUUCCUUGCUUAUGUUAAAGGAGUUACAGUCUAUUCCAGAUACCGUCCAGAAUGUUUUUCGUCCAGCUGGGUUUUUCUCAGCACCAUGCUAAGUGUUUUAGCAACUUUUAGUAAAGAGCAAGGCAUUACUGUUAUUGGUAUUUGCAGUGCCUAUGAUAUCUUAGUGGUGUGUGGCUUUGAUCUCAGAACUAUUUUAUCUCUUGGUAUGUUGACCAACUUCUCAGAAGAAGAAGAUGACAAAAUUGUAACUAGGAAAGCUAGCAGAGAGAAACAUGAUUGGAAACUAGCUUUUGUGAAGCGCCAGCUGAUUCUUUUCAUUUUUGCUGCUCUCCAGCUGUUUGUCCGGUGGCGUGUGAUGGGCUCAACUCCACCCAUCUUUCAGAUUCAUGACAACCCUCAUUCUUUUGUUAAUGGAACAGUCUAUAGGGCGUUAAACUACAAUUAUUUGUAUGCAAUCAAUGCCUGGAUCCUGUUAUGUCCUCAAUGGCUGUGUUUUGACUGGUCCAUGGGCUGUGUGCCCACUGUGGAGUCUUUGGCAGACUUGCGUCUCCUGUCUGUAGUCACCUUGUGGUUGGUGUUGCUUGUUUUAGCAUGGCAAUGUUUGAAUGAAGAAAAUGAAAAAACUAAAAGAUCUUUGAUUCUCUCCAUUGCCUUGAUUGUAAUUCCAUUCCUGCCAGCCACCAACAUUUUCUUCAGGGUUGGGUUUGUCAUCGCUGAAAGGGUUCUCUACAUUCCAUCAGCUGGGUUCUGUCUUUUGAUUGGCUUAGGUCUACACAAGCUCUCCGCCAGAGACACGCUCAAAAAUAUUGUUUAUGCUGGAUUUGUCUUGCUUGUAUGUGUUUUCUUUAUUCGAUCAAUGCAGAGAAGUAAUCAGUGGAGAAAAGGCUGGUGGCUCUUCACUUCUGGAGAACAAAUCUGCCCCUUCAAUGCCAAGGUACAUUAUAAUAUUGCUAAACUAAGUGCUGAUGCAGGGAACAUAACUCUGGCAGAAGAACGUUACAAGUUGGCCAUAGAAUUAAAUCCUGUAUACGAUCAAGCCAUGAACAAUUUAGCCAACAUUUACAAAGACCAAAAUAAACUCCAAGAAUCAGAAGAGCUGCUGGACAAAGCUGUAGCAAUAGCGCCAGACUUUGCUGCUGCUUGGAUGAAUAGGGGAAUCACAAAAGCUGCUUUAAAAAAAUAUGAGGAAUCUGAGAGAAGUUACAAGCAAGCAAUCAGGUGCCGAAAGAAUUAUCCAGACUGUUACUACAAUUUGGGGAAUUUGUAUUUAGAGAUGGGACGUAACCAGGAAGCAUUGGAUGCUUGGAAGAAUGCCACGCAGCUGAAGCCAACCCACUGGAACUCUUGGAACAAUGCUAUUAUCUUAUUGGACAAUUUGAAUUAUCAAGAACAAGCAGCCAAUGUUGCAUUGUCAGCUCUGAGGUUUAUACCACACAACUCUGCUAUACAGUUCAGUCUGGCUAAUGUCUUUGGAAAACAAGACAAUUACAAAGAAAGUGAAAAGUACUUUCUGCUAGCUUUACAAGGUGACCCAAGAAACCCAACGAUACAUAUGAAUUUAGGAGUUCUAUAUCACCGUUGGGGCAAGUACAAAGAGGCUCUGGCAUGUUACACCAAAUCCUUGGAACUUGACCCCCACAAUCAAGUCACACUGGACAAUCUGAAUCUGUUGAAAGCUAAAAUGAAAAUGUCUGCAUAAAGACUUCAUCUUGUUGUCUUCUUCGUCUUCUUGUCUUUAUUGGACAAUCUUUAUACACUUUUUAACAGUUUUAACUAAGUUGUACACAGUUGGUUUUAGUGUGUGCUUGCUAGUUACAAAUGUAUUACACUUGAGUAAUAAGGUAGUUUUUUUUUUUUUUAAGAUCACUGCUAUCAUUUUUUGUUAAUACUCGUUAUGUAAUUAUGCAAUAUGAGGUUGUGAACCAUAUUGAGGCCUAUUUAUUUAUUCUCUCCGUCUAAAAAAGAUAUUCCCAAUGAUUAAUGCUACAUAAAUGUUGAUACCAUUUUCUGAGAACAAAUUAACUAAAACUUAACUAUAUAAUAUUGAACAGAUUUUCUUAGCAAAAUAAUAAAAAAGCAUUAUCAUUGCCAUUGAGCUUUAUCAAUAAUAUUUGUAAUAACUGGAACUUACCCAACAAGGUUUAACUAUUACUAAAUUAUAUUCAUGUAUUUCCAUCUUAAUUUUAUUUUAAAUUCAAUAAGAAUAAAUCAAACAUAUUUUUUAUGUACCAUAAUAUCACUUGUCAAAAUAUUUUGUAUGUAAACAUAUGGGCCUCUAGCAAUAUUUGUACAUAGAUAAUCCAUGAGUUUACAAUUUAAAGGAAAAUAAGUUGCAUUGUACAGUAACUCUAUAAAAGGCCUCUUCAUUGAAAAAGGAAACGAAUGGAUCAUCCAUAAUAAAACUGGUAUAUAAACAAAUUUAAUACACCAAUCAUUCGACUUUUGUAGAUAAUAUUUUCUGCUCUUUCACACUUUUCUUUUAAUGGAAUGGAAUUGAAUGUUUACCAUUCAUUAUCUUUUUUUUUUCUUUCUCUUUCAUUUCAUUAUUGGAGAUUGUCAGUGUCUAUGGCAGUGUAUCUUUGUGGUGUAUCUGGUGUACAGACUAUAGAAUGUGUUGGUGAGCUAUGUCAUUUAGAAGCAAUACAAUCAAGUUUGUGCACUUUUUAGCACUGUGAAAUCAAAAUUUUAUAAGCUCUUUCACUUGUAGUACAAGCUAAAUUUUUGUUACUUAUUUGGCAGUAGUGAGCUUUUUAUAUAGUGUCCUUGUUUUUUUUUUAGAAUUGAAAAUGUACCAUGAAAAUCCCCUAUGUACUUUGACCAAUGUUCUUAAUGAUAAUGGUCUAGAGUUAGGCAGUCUCAUUGCUUGGUGGAAAAAAAAUUAUUGUAAAGCCUAGCUAGUCUGUAUUUACUUCUUCAUGUCUUGCAGACUUUGUAUACAUCUUUAUAUACUUUAGGAUCUAUGCAAAAUUUAUUUUUUUUUAAUCUUGAAUCAUCUAUUUAAUAAGAACCCAACAUUUUGUAUGCCAACAAAUUAACAUUAGAUUUUUCUAAAGUCAACAAUUACCAAUAUUUUUAGUAUAUUUUUAGACUAAAUAAUUCAUGAGUAGGCUGUUUAACAUUUAUUUAUACCAAUGCUCAGGGUAGUUUAACCAUUAAUAAGUAAAGGAAGAAAGAUACAUUCCAAUAGAUCGAAUGUUGAAAACUGGUGCUGGGUAAAAGUUUUUCUUGACAUGGGUUUUUUUAGUUUAUUUUUACCAUUGUUUUUAUAAGUAUAAUGUAUGCAUCAAAAAUUUUACGAAUAUGCAACAUGACAUUACCAAGUGAUUCUAUGUAUAUAUGAUUGACUUUUAGAACAUUUUUAUUGCCAUCUUUUAUUUGUACAAUCAAAUGGUUUUGAUCUCUUCUAUUUAAUGUCACUUUUACAAAUUUGUCUGUACAACUUCUUUUUUGUUUUAGGCUUGUAGUCUUUCAUUUAUGAAACUUUUCAACAGUGUAAUGUAAAAUAGCCACGAGCUUUUUUAUCUAAUUUUUUUUUUAUAACAUAUGUUCCCCAGUCCAGUAAUUAAAUUUUUCUGUAGUUCUAUUUUUGAGAUAAUUAAGAUACUUUUGACUUUUGUUUUUAUAUUCUACAAGUGUUGUUUUUCCUUUAAAUGUUUUUUUUUUAAAUGUAUAUGUAUGAUAUAUAUAUUAAGAUGUAUAUAAAAAAUGUUGGAUGAAAUUUUCUGGAAAAAAAGUUUCUUUUCUCUUACUGUUGCUGGCCUAAACCUCUAAAGGUGAAGCCUGUUUGUCAUAUUCUUACAAAGCUUAUAUCAUCUCUGUUUGGUCAAACGUUUGUACAUGUUAUUUCUCCAUUACCCAAUCUCGGAUCAAGCUGAAAUUUUGCACAAUUAUUUUACUUGACAACACAAGAAUCAAUAUAAAAAAAAUAACCAAUUAGUUAAUUAACUAUUGAUUGUACUUGACUAAAGUGGAAGUUUAAGCUGAAUUACAGGUUGAUGCUUUAAAGUAAAUUUGACACAAAAAACAUAUAAUUAUAUAAUCUUCUAUUCUCAUAAGAUAGUGAUAGGGUGAUAGCGUAUUGAGAAAGCUAAAUGCAUGAUACAGUGCUAAACAAAAAUAAUUUGUAGAAUACUCUAAUUGCAUAGAUAUUUAUUGUUGUUAGUCUAGAUCUAUUACAAAUUGAAUUACAUGACUGAUCCAAGCUAACUGAUAGAACUACACUUUGUAUAAGGUUGGUUUUUUUUUAAGUAUCUGUUUAUGUUUUACUUGUUUAUUGUAUGUUUGAGCCACAGCAUUUCUUCAAUGGAAUGUUUUAACUAUUGCUAGUGCAAACAAAUACUGGGUCCAUUUCCAUUCAUUGAAUGCUAACAUACAACAGACAGUCUCUUUAAAAAAAAAAGGUUAUUUACUAGAAAAUGUUGGGGUUAAGAAUGUCCACCAAACUUACUGCCAUUUUAUAGAGAGUUGGUUUUGUGCACACUUUUACUUUGAAACAUUCUGAACCUUGUGUGUUUGAUUUAUGAAAUGUCUGAGAACUAAUACAGGCCUAAAACUAGGAAUUGAUACUUCAUGUAAAAUGUCUGUAGAAAAAUCCAAAUCGAGAUUUCCAUUUUAAGCGGCCCCCGAAAGGGGAAAAGGCUCUGUUAGUUUUGUGUGGCCUGUUUGUCCAUCCCGUUUAGAUCUCAGAAACUGGAAGAGAAAAUGAAAAUCGGACAUCAUGAUAUUUUAGAUCAUUCAAUGUUCUGAUGCAACGGCUACUUUUUUCUUUUCUGAAAGCGAAAAAUCUAAUUUUUUAAAUCAAUUAUGCAAGCAGUUUUUUUCAUAAAAAUACACCAUUUUUACAACUAUUUACUAUUAUUAGUAUCAAACACUUGAGGCUUUUUGGUAAGGGAGAUAGCAAUUUACCAUUUUUUUAACACAUUUAUGCAAAUGGUUUUUUAUUUUUGGUCAAAAGAUUUAUUUUUUUUCCCAAUUGUAUUGCUAAGUUAUGUAAGUAUGUAAGAAAAAAUCUUUUUACUAUGCAAAUAAGUUGGACAUAAUUUAAAACAACAAUUAAUAAGUAGUUUUUGUUAUAAUUGCAUGAACUGCAUAGCAUCCAUACCGCCAUGGAACACAAAACUAAAUGAAUUUUAUUUUUUUUAUUGAAAUUUUAUUAGUCUUCAGGCUUUGAAUAUGAGACUGACCCUUUAUAAAACAAUUAGAUCAAUUAGAUACUCAUUAUAAGACAUCAGUUAGGCCAGGUUCACAUCUAACUUCACAUUCACUUUCACCUAUCUCUUGGUCUGAUGGACCUUUUAGGCACCACACAGAAUCUGUCAACCUUCUUUCUCCAUUCUUCUCUUUCAUUUGCUUUUGAUAGAAUUUCAUUCUGAUAUUCUUUUUGAAAAUAUUGAUACCUGCCUUUUUACCUGCUUUGGUGGACCACUUCUGAUAGAAUUUAAUACCGAUAUUCUUCUGAAAUAUUGAAACCUGCCUUUUUUCCUGCCGGGUGGACCACUUCGAGGCCGAGUUUGUAUUUCCACACAAACUGUCUUUGUAACCUUGUUUUUUUAAAUCCUAUUACAUUUUUAUCACAAACAAAUGAAGAUGUAUCUCAAAUGUUCAUAUAAUCUUCACUUAAAGUUGGCAGCAUAAGUUAAUUAGUUAUAGAAAAUGAAUUUUGUUUCGUUCAUUUACAUUUUGUCUUUUAUUUGUUCCUUUAAAAAAAAAACCGUUUUAAACAUGUGGCGCUAAAAGAGGGCUUUGGUGAAAGGUUUUAUGAAAUAAAAAAUUUGUUUUCCCACA
Messenger RNA from Biomphalaria glabrata, 6588 nucleotides. RefSeq names its product protein O-mannosyl-transferase TMTC4-like. Gene Ontology annotation, molecular function: protein binding; mannosyltransferase activity. The coding region runs from base 218 to 2503 and encodes 761 amino acids. Lineage: Eukaryota; Metazoa; Mollusca; Gastropoda; Planorbidae. Gene Ontology annotation, biological process: endoplasmic reticulum unfolded protein response; protein O-linked glycosylation via mannose. The record is from RefSeq and is a predicted model, not a curated record. The transcript is spliced from 18 exons. Gene Ontology annotation, cellular component: endoplasmic reticulum.